Molecule: messenger RNA, 552 nt
Organism: Knipowitschia caucasica
Lineage: Eukaryota; Metazoa; Chordata; Actinopteri; Gobiiformes; Gobiidae
Source: the annotation of a GenBank genome assembly
AUGUCGUCCCCAAGUCCAGGCAAGAGGCGAAUGGAUACCGACGUGGUGAAACUCAUUGAAAGCCAACAUGAAGUCACCAUCCUCAGUGGGCUCAACGAGUUUGUGGUCAAGUUCCAUGGUCCUAAAGGAACCCCUUAUGAAGGUGGGGUAUGGAAAGUUCGGGUAGACCUACCAGAUAAAUACCCUUUCAAGUCACCAUCCAUAGGGUUUAUGAAUAAGAUAUUUCACCCGAACAUCGAUGAAGCCUCAGGAACAGUUUGUCUGGAUGUUAUAAACCAGACCUGGACUGCUCUCUAUGAUCUCACCAACAUCUUUGACAUGUUCCUGCCUCAGCUGCUGGCUUAUCCCAACCCCAUUGAUCCUUUAAAUGGAGACGCAGCAGCCUUGUACCUGCACAAGCCAGAGGAUUAUAAGCACAAAAUCAAAGAAUACAUGCAGAAGUACGCCACGGAGGAGGCCCUAAAGGAGCAGGAGGAGGAGGGCGGAGACUCCUCAUCAGAGAGCUCCAUGUCAGACUUUUCUGAGGACGAGGCUCAGGAUAUGGAAUUGUAG